AUGAACGUGGAUCGCACCGUCAAGGCACCACCACCCGCGCGUGCGGACGGGCUUUGGUUCAGCGACUGCGGGCUUGUGUUGCGUGCAGAGAACACUGUUUUCCGUGUCUCUCGGGACUUCAUGGCCACACAUUCGCGGAUAUUCAGGGAUAUGCUGGCGCUGGGCCCUGCCCCCACCGACGCAGAGACCUUUGACGGCUGUCCGCUUGUGGGCCUCCCCGACUCGGCCGAGGACACCACCAAGGUCCUCAAAGGCCUCCUCUACCACGAUUUCCUCAGCUUCAAUGCGACGGACAACACGAUAGCGGUGCUGCUCUCUAUUCUGCGGAUGGCCCACAAAUACGAGGUGUCUUCUCUCCUGAAACGGAGCCUCCAUCAUGUGUCGCUCCUCUUCCCGACCACACUCGCUGCGCUGGACACAUCCGGCCAGCGGCACCAGAAGGCGGCCGGCCCGGGACCCGGCGUCGACUGGCCGACCGUAAUCCUCACUGCGCGGCGGGUGUCAAUGGAGUGGAUGCUUCCCGUUGCCUUCUACUGGAUGUGCUCGCCCACCUACGAAGGGGCGAUCCUCCGCUCGCCGCUGAGUGUGGAAGACAAGCAACGCUGGGUCGUCGGUCUGCGACAGCUCGACACACAAGAGCGGUGGGAAGUGCUAGCAUUCCUCUCGGCAGCCCCCAACCCGGGGUGCCCGUCCAAAGAGCAGUGCGCACAGAGCCGAGCCAGCGUCCGUCUGGCCGUGGACCAGUUCAUGCGCUCCAGGCCCGCGGAGCCCUUGGGCCUGCCACUCCAUCUCUGGGGGCCGGUAUCGUGGAAUUCGCUGGAAGCCCAAGUGUGUCCGCUGUGUGUUGCGGACAUGCGGGCCGCCCAUCGGGCCGCGCGGGAAAGCCUCUGGGCGAGGCUGCCCCAGAUUUUCGAUCUGCCCAGCUGGGUCACUGCACCAACUUCAGUGCCUAUAUCAUAUUUCGGAAAUUACCCGAAAUUAGGCCCGAUCGGGGAACGAUUGCCGAUGGAAACGCGUGCUGUCACAUCAAACGUCUUUUCCUUCUCACAGCCAUCCACAAUGGGAGCACAUCAGAACAGUUUGAUGGGUUCCCGCUCUUUCGCCGGAGUAUCCGACCCGAUUCGUGAUAUGACCGGCAUUCCUCAUCCAUUACUUGCUACGAGAGCUUUUUGCUGCUGGCAGUCGUUCGUCUUGGGUGUCGUCAAGGGUGUCGUGUAA
Mycena indigotica is the source of this 1218-nucleotide messenger RNA. RefSeq names its product BTB domain-containing protein. NCBI's taxonomy places the organism in Eukaryota, Fungi, Basidiomycota, Agaricomycetes, Agaricales, Mycenaceae. The transcript is spliced from 4 exons. The record is from RefSeq and is a predicted model, not a curated record. The coding region runs from base 1 to 1218 and encodes 405 amino acids.